AUGUCGCUCGUGCUGAAAUCAGUUUUAUUAGACUGGUCAAAUGUGACUCAGAACAAUCUCAACAUCGUCGCUGUGGAGGAGGAAUCCCGUACUGUUCACCACACGCAGUCUUGUUUCCUGUCCUCCCCUACCACAGGCCUUAAAAGCGCCGCCAGCACGCUACUGAGCUCUCGUGUGCCGGCAAAGAGGAGGCGGACGAGGAUGCGGGCUGAGCAACGCGGCCCGGCCGAGGAGGGGGGCGAGCGCCGCAAGGGUCUGACGAAGAUGGCGACGGCGGCCGCGGUGGUGCUGGCGCAGAGCUUGCUGGUGGCGGCCUGCUUGGCGCUCACGCUCUUCGUCUACUGGGAUCUGCAGGAGCUGGCCUCACGAGACAACGUCCACAUUCAGUUUGACGUCAUUUCGGACAUUUGGGGUAACGCCACGCUGCAGUUCGACAACGUCCGCAGCAGCCACCACAUGGGCCUGGCGGACGACCGGCGCAGCAAGAUCGCGGUGGGCUGCGACGGGCCCUACGUGCUCUACGUGGACGUGUGCUACCGGAGCCUGGAGCCGGGCGCCGCCGGCACCCUGCGGCUACGGGCGGGGGGCAGGGCGGCCCCUCUGUGCGCCUUCCACCUGGCGGGUCGGCACGAGGCCUGCGAGUGGCUCCACGCCGUCGCCUACCUGCGCGCCGGCGAGAAAGUCAAGCUGGACCUGCGCUCCACGGGAUUCUUUAAGAUUAAGAACGUGACAGUGGGCCUCAGCUCCUUGCUGGGGGGGCGCUGUGAGUUCUGAAGACCGCGGACACUCCACUAGAGACUUUUUUUCCAUUCCAUCCGAUUUCCUUAAAUAGCGGCCGGGUGCAUCAUCCACUAAAGAUUUGCACCUCCCUCGAAUAAACGCCUCCCUUUUUACAACAGGAAUGAAAAUUGUUCAUAGAUGCCACGCGAAAAGCCCAUUGGAACUCUGUUGCUAACCAAACCAGCAGAAGAUGCUAUUGUUCAUCCAAGUCCAUUUAAAAUGUUGCCAACCAGAAGAAGAACAACCGCUCUUGUAAAGAGCACUUGUAAUGUAACAAAAUUUCACUGAUGUGUACUUAAAGAGCAACUGACACCAAAAUAUACGUUUUAAAAUCGAUAUUGUUACGGAAACUACAUACAAUAUGAUUCACGUCAAUGUGAAUACGAAAAAAAAAAGUAAGCGGAGAGCAUGUCAUUAAUGCGCAAAGUGGCGGAAGUCUCACUCGACAUCCCAGUGGCGGCCAUAUUGCCUGCGACGUCAUCAGCAGAUGUCACACAGGGACAGUCGUGCCAUAGAAAACGCGCUGUGCCGCCUGCGAGGGCAGAUGAACGAGAGAUUUUCGGAUUUUUUCUGAGACUCAAAAUCUGAGACUGAAGCUCUUUUCGAAGAAGAGAAAAUCUCAGAGGCAAAUGAAGUAACCGGGGCCAUAUUACCUUAUCGUUUUAAGCCAUAUUCGACAUAGACAUAGAUAUGCGGAUCACUUCUAAAUGACAACGGACUCCCCGACACACAGACGAGGAAGACGAAGAACCCGAUCAAAUAUUCAAAAUGACUGGCCCAUAAUUGUUCGAUUUCCUAACCCUUUUACAAGUCUUGUGUACUCAGGAGGACCCAUGCCGGGUGAAGUAAGUGGCCAGUAGGGGGGGAGAGCUCCUUUCUAGUCCCCGCACGUGGUCGCCCACCUACCCGCCGACCCACCGUCACGUCGGCUGCCCGGCGGCUAACGUCGGGCCGCCGGCUAAUGGCCAUACUGCCUUCCUGGAACAUGCGCUGGAAAUAACAUUUGUGUUGUGUUGUGUGUGAUUAAAUUGUCUUAAACGCAAUACAAGUCCUCUGUUAUAGUUUGCUGGUUUGACCAAGGGGAAUUAUUCUAAAUUCACACGUAACAUAUGCCAUAAACUGUGAGACCAAUUAGUCUCCCCCAACUAUUAUUAUUUUUUUAAUAGGUCUAUACACCUGUCAUUUGGAACACACAAAGCUCUUGUCCUUUGCACCUGUGCAAUCCAUUUUUCACGACGAACCGGGUCUUUUGGAAACGUGUGAAGAGUGAAUCCAUCCUCCCGAGUCUUUGAGCAAAUUCCAGCAAUACAAAGAGCUUGCAUUUUGGCUAACACAGAAAAAAAACAACAAAUUUCUCGCCGGUAAAACUGAUAUAAACACUCAAACCCGGGGCUGUAGGUGUCUGCAAAA
Syngnathoides biaculeatus (alligator pipefish) is the source of this 2190-nucleotide messenger RNA. RefSeq lists its product as uncharacterized. The transcript is spliced from 3 exons. The record is from RefSeq and is a predicted model, not a curated record. The coding region runs from base 1 to 774 and encodes 257 amino acids. Lineage: Eukaryota; Metazoa; Chordata; Actinopteri; Syngnathiformes; Syngnathidae.